Lingula anatina is the source of this 1158-nucleotide messenger RNA. RefSeq names its product beta1,4-N-acetylgalactosaminyltransferase A-like. Gene Ontology annotation, cellular component: Golgi apparatus. Lineage: Eukaryota; Metazoa; Brachiopoda; Lingulata; Lingulida; Lingulidae. The record is from RefSeq and is a predicted model, not a curated record. Gene Ontology annotation, molecular function: galactosyltransferase activity; N-acetyl-beta-glucosaminyl-derivative 4-beta-N-acetylgalactosaminyltransferase activity. Gene Ontology annotation, biological process: carbohydrate metabolic process; glycosphingolipid biosynthetic process.
AUGGUUGGAAACACUGGAGUUACGAAGAAUUUUACUAUAAGCCUCCAAGAAGUCUCUCAGAAGCUGCAAAGCAUCGACCCAGGCGGAAAAUGGAACCCACGCGACUGUCUGGCGAGAAAUAGCGUUACUUUAGUAGUGCCAUUCAGGGAUAGAUGGGGCCAUCUGGCGGUGUUUUUAAAUUUCAUGCAUCCUUUUUUACAGAGGCAACUUUUACACUACAGGAUAUUAGUUGUUGAGCAGAUUGGAAUCGGGGUGUACAACAAAGCGAUGUUAAUGAACGCAGCCUUUCUAGAAAUAAGACAGCAAUUCCCCACGGAUUGUGUUAUAUUCCACGACGUAGAUCUCAUUCCAGAACUUAACAAUAAUUCCUACGCAUGCGCCAGAGAGCCAAGACACUUGGCACCAGCUGUGGACGUAUUGGAUUACAAUCUUCCUUACGGUCCCCUUGUGGGCGGUGUACUGAUGUUCACUCCCCAGGAUUUCCAGGCUGUCAAUGGCUAUUCCAACGCUUACUGGGGCUGGGGAGCAGAGGAUGAUGAUAUGGGUUAUAGAAUAAAAAAGGCCGGUUUAAGGAUUACGCGCCCAUCCCUCAAUACUGGCCGUUAUACUAUGUUAGUGCAUACACAGCGCCGGAAAAACGAAAGAAGAGUUGAAAUUCUCCAUAAAGGCAUGGAGCGACAGCCCUGGGACGGUUUGAGUAACGUUAACUACUCAGUGCUUGACAUCAGAUUAAAGCCCCUGUUCACGCACAUGUUGAUAGACAUAGGGAAAACGCCUGACACGUACUGAUACCAAGCAAGCGUUCAUCUAGGGAUGCAACAAUACAUAUACGCGUAUAUAUUGCUUAACUACAAAAAGAGCGACAGACAGAGGUCUUGUACCAGGGAAUGGUAAUCUGCUAGAUACCAUAGUCUGCUUCCCAUGGCUAUUUGUUCCGGUGACAUUCGUCUCAUAUACUAACCCCAAUACUCCGACUUACCUUAACCUGUUCUAAUUAUAUGGGACCCCGGACUGCAUUCCUAGGACUACCAUUCCUGUUACAUCUGUCUUAAAGCCAGCGGUGCUUUAUUAAUUUGGUAUAUUUAUUGCUUCAAUGAGCAAUUAAAAAAAUGAUGUGAAUAAUAGCUUUUUUUACGGCGUAGACACAGAGACAUUUGU